AUGCAAACUGGCUCGAAGGUGGAAGUCCUUAAAUAUCGUAGUGAAAAUGGUGUUGGAGACUCUCGCAUUUUACCUUUUGAAUUGGAACGUCAACAUAUUUAUGAUUACAUGGAUAGUUUCUACAAAAUGUAUGUAAUGAAUUCCAUUAAGGCCUGCUCAACAUUGCCCGUUUUCGAAGGACCAUUCAAGCCGCCCUUCGAGAACAGAGUCUAUGUUUUGGACAAACGUCAGUUUAAUUUGGACGAUUAUCCGAAUGUUUUAGACGGUUUUUAUAAAGCGGCUCUACUUGGACAUGGUGAAGUUACUUGGUCCAUGAACUUUACAGGCCAAUUGAGUUAG
Messenger RNA from Musca vetustissima, 339 nucleotides. RefSeq lists its product as uncharacterized. The transcript is spliced from 2 exons. The coding region runs from base 1 to 339 and encodes 112 amino acids. NCBI's taxonomy places the organism in Eukaryota, Metazoa, Arthropoda, Insecta, Diptera, Muscidae. The record is from RefSeq and is a predicted model, not a curated record.